This is a messenger RNA of Salvelinus fontinalis (brook trout), 728 nucleotides long. Its product is annotated as dolichyl-diphosphooligosaccharide--protein glycosyltransferase subunit DAD1-like. The record is from RefSeq and is a predicted model, not a curated record. Gene Ontology annotation, cellular component: oligosaccharyltransferase complex; membrane. Gene Ontology annotation, biological process: protein N-linked glycosylation. Bases 108 to 449 code for a protein of 113 amino acids. NCBI's taxonomy places the organism in Eukaryota, Metazoa, Chordata, Actinopteri, Salmoniformes, Salmonidae. The transcript is spliced from 3 exons.
ACACCCCAGUUUCAGUGACACGUCAUUUUUGUGCGGCGUCUGACGGAAGCGACUUACUUAUCUUGAUUCUCUUUGCACGUUUUGGGUCUUUUUGUUCAUAAGAAAACAUGUCCAACUCGGUAAUUUCAGUUAUUUCUCGAUUCUUGGAGGAAUACAGGACCAAAACAUCGAAUAAAUUGAAAGUGGUCGACGCCUACCUUUUCUACAUCUUGUUAACUGGUGCAUUGCAGUUUCUGUACUGCUUGCUGGUUGGCACCUUCCCAUUCAACAGCUUUCUGGCCGGGUUCAUAUCUUGUGUUGGAGCCUUCAUCCUGGGAGUCUGCCUGCGUAUCCAGAUCAAUCCAGAUAACAAAGGAGACUUCCUGUCCAUAUCCCAGGAGAGGGCCUUUGCCGAUUUCUUAUUAGCCCACACUGUCCUGCACCUCGUGGUCAUUAAUUUUAUUGGUUGAGAAACUAAUGAUUUGAACCCUCAGACCAGAUUAACAACAGAUUUGACCAAAAUGCACCUGUCACCUCAAGACAACAUUCAUACAAUAAGAUUUUGCCACCCUAAUUUACCCUAACUAAGUGCAUGGGCCGAUCAAUAAUGACUGUAAUAAUACCCACAUCUUCUACAAAUUUCUGUCACUCAACUGUCAGUUUCUCAAAUAAUUAUUUUGUACUGUUUGUAUGAUUGUUGCGAACCACUUGAGAUUGUUGAAAUAAAAUAAAAAUAAUUGUUGAAGAGA